ACUGGGAUAAGGCACUUAGAGGGACUUGACUCUCCUCUUAGUGUGCUCUGUCUGCCUCUGCUCCCCCUUUUCUCUGCACACCCCUCCCUAGGAGAAGAACCAUGUCGGUCAGAACCAGCAUCAAGACCAGUAGGACCAGCUACGGAAGUAGCAGCGGCGGCGGCGGCGGCUUCGGCGGCAGCAGCCGUAUGUCCAUGGGAGGAGGAGGAGGAGGAUUUUCCUCCAGAUCCGCCGUCACCGUCAGGCCAUCCUACGCCAUGUCCACAUCCAGCGCCAUGGGUGGCGGCAUGAUGAGGUCAGGCGGCUUCAGCUCCGGCUCUUCUUACGGCAUGGGCGGCGGCGGCGGCGGUGGCGGCUUCGGCGGCGGCUCCAGCUUCAGUUACAGCAGCGGCGGUGGCGGCUUCGGCGCCGGCGGCGGUGGCGGCUUCGGUGGCGGCUUCGGCGCCGGCGGUGGUGGCGGCUUCAUCGCCCCAAUCACAAAUGUCCAAGUCAACCAGAGCCUUCUGGCCCCCCUGAACCUGGAGAUCGACCCCAACAUCCAGACCGUCCGCACCCAUGAGAAGGACCAGAUCAAGACCCUCAACAACCGCUUCGCCAGCUUCAUUGACAAGGUCCGCUUCCUGGAGCAGCAGAACAAGAUGCUGGAGACCAAGUGGAGCCUCCUGCAGGACCAGACCACCACCCGCUCCAACAUCGACGGCAUGUUCGAGGCCUACAUCGCCAACCUGCGCAGGCAGCUGGACGGGCUCGGCAACGAGAAGGUCAAGCUGGAGGGCGAGCUGAGGAACAUGCAGGGCCUGGUGGAGGACUUCAAGAACAAAUAUGAAGAUGAAAUCAACAAGCGUGCCUCCGUGGAGAAUGAGUUCGUUCUCCUCAAGAAGGAUGUGGAUGGCGCUUACAUGAACAAGAUCGAGCUGGAGGCCAAGGUCGACGCCCUCCAGGAUGAGAUCAACUUCCUCAGAGCCGUCUAUGACGCGGAACUGCGCGAGCUCCAGGGACAGAUCAAGGACACCUCCGUCAUCGUGGAGAUGGACAACAGCCGCAACCUGGACAUGGACUCCAUCGUGGCCGAGGUCCGCGCCCAGUACGAGGAGAUCGCCAACAACAGCCGGGCCGAGGCCGAGAAGUGGUACCAGCAGAAGUACCAGGAGAUCCAGACCACCGCAACACAGGCCGGAGACGACCUUCGCAAUACCAAGAGUGAGAUCUCUGAGAUCACCCGCAUGAUCACCCGCAUCCAGAACGAGAUCGAGUCGGUCAAGGGACAGCGCAACAACCUGGAGGCCCAGAUCGCUGAGGCCGAGGAGCGCGGCGAGCUGGCCGUCAAGGACGCCAAGCUCCGCAUCAAGGACCUGGAAGACGCCCUGCAGAGAGCCAAGCAGGACAUGGCCCGCCAGGUCCGCGAGUACCAGGAGCUCAUGAACGUCAAGCUGGCGCUGGACAUUGAGAUCGCCACCUACAAGAAGCUGCUGGAGGGAGAGGAGUCCAGGAUUGCAUCCGGUGGUGCUAGCGCAACCAUCCACGUUCAGUCCUCAAGCAGCGGCUUCGGUGGCAGCUCAGGAGGCGGCGGUGGCGGAUUCGGCAUGGGCGGCGGCGGCGGCGGCGGCUACGGCAUGAGCAUGGGAGGCGGCGGCGGCGGCGGCUACAGCAUGAGCAUGGGAGGCGGCGGCGGCGGCUUCGGCAUGGGCGGUGGCGGAGGAUAUGGCAGCUCCAUGAGCAUAGGCGGAGGCAGCAUCAGCUCAAAAAGCAGCAGCAUGGUCUCGUCCCGGCGUUAUUAGAAGCACCCGCCCUCCCUCUCUCCCUCUCUCUCCGUUCUUCUUCCCUUGUUCUACUCCUCCGUAUCCCCUCCCUGCAGACACAGAGCAUUGAGAGCAUCUAGCAUCCAAAUACGAGUCAGGUAGAAAGAUGCGAGUCAGUCCAGUCUUCCCUAGAUCAGUCUCAGCCGGUGCAGGACGUGCUGUCGUGCAGACAUGACAAUACUUGUAGUGUCACAACAGAUAGUCCGCACAAGGCAACAAAUUCAAGAACAAGAGGCCGACAGGAAGUGGUUUUGUUGUUGUUUUUACACGAGAAUGGCAGGAUGAUAUUUGGUGUCACAGCUACAUCGUCUCUUCCUCAUUUUCAUUAUCUUGUGCAGAAUUACAUCAUCAUUUCCUUUUUUUCCCGUUUUUUUUAGAAAGUUAACUCAGCUACCACGUAAAAGUGUUGUUCUGAUCGUUUACUUUACUUCCAUUUCAAUAACAAAGUGACAAUAACAACAAUACUGCAUAAGGCUGACUGGCGUUGACAGAUUUAUUGUGAACUGUACCAUCAAAACAUCUGGAAUAAAUCUGUGUUCAUAUUCAA
Messenger RNA from Cololabis saira (Pacific saury), 2346 nucleotides. Its product is annotated as keratin, type II cytoskeletal cochleal-like. Gene Ontology annotation, biological process: keratinization; intermediate filament organization. Lineage: Eukaryota; Metazoa; Chordata; Actinopteri; Beloniformes; Belonidae. Bases 102 to 1778 code for a protein of 558 amino acids. The record is from RefSeq and is a predicted model, not a curated record. The transcript has 9 exons. Gene Ontology annotation, molecular function: structural constituent of skin epidermis. Gene Ontology annotation, cellular component: keratin filament.